AUGGCUGAACCAGGCAAUCCAAUCUUUGAGAAUUGCGUCUUCGCUUUCUGGCAAAGCAGAGAUCUCCCAGACGCGACAAUCGAUCAAUCUUCCCAGCUGCACAAUACUUUGGAGAAUCAUGCUGGAGAAAUCUCCCCAAACGAUGACGACGGAAAAAUCAACCUGGAAGAUGUUACCCACAUCAUAUCGACGACCAGCGAUUUCCCCCAAUACUCCGAGGCGCGUCGAAAUAUGAUUAGUAUCGUCAAACCUGCUUGGAUCACACAAUCGCUGUUGAAGAACAAGCAAGCUCAGCCGCGACCUUACACUCCAGACCCUAACCUUAUUUUCUCUGAUAUCACAAUAAGUUGCGCCGACAUCCCUACCGGUGACAAAGAUGCUAUCAUUGGCGCGGUUCUGGCAAUGGGCGGAGCAGAGUCGAGCAGUCUCACCAGGUUGACUACACAUAUUUGUGCUCUCACGGUUGAUCACCCGAAGUGCCAACAAGCAUUAGAAAAAGGUCUCAAAUGCAAGAUGGUCUUGCCUCACUGGCUGACGAUGAACAGGUUUGAUGAUUGUCUGAAAUUGGGCAAGCGCAUAGAUGAAAGACCAUACUGCUUGCCGGAUCCUGAGAUCUUCAAAAUGAAACCGGAAGAUACCCUUGCAAUUCCUGAUUCUGACAGGCUGCUCGGUGCUUCAUCACCACACCCUGACACUCUCCCCAUUUCCACUGUAGAUUUACGCCAUUUAGAUGUUUUUCGCAACAAGAAGGUUAUGAUAUCCAAAGACCUGGAAAUCAACGGUCGACAUCUCAAGGUGCUCGAGGAUCUCAUCGUGAAUGGGGAUGGCUCCAUUACGAAUUCAGUCCAUAAUGCUGAUAUGUUCAUUUGUCAUUGGCGCGAGGGAAGAGACUAUACAUUUGCGUCUCGUGCUGGCAUUGAUGUGGGAAAUCUCUCCUGGCUAUAUCAUUUGAUUACACAUAAUGAGUGGACAUCCCCACUCCGACGAUUGCUCCACUACCCCAUUCCUCGUGAAGGCAUUCCUGGCUUUGAGAAAUUCCGCAUUACACUGUCGAAUUAUGGGGGCGAAGCACGAACAUACCUAGAGAAUCUCGUUAACGUUUCCGGUGCGGAGUUUACCAAAAGCAUGAAGCAGGAUAACACCCAUUUGAUUACGGCACGAAAGUCAAGUGAAAAAUGCGACGCUGCAGAGGAUUGGAAUAUCGAUAUGGUGAACCAUUUGUGGAUUGAAGAGUCCUACGCCAAAUGCGAAGUGCAAAAGUUGAGCAACCCGCGAUAUAAUCACUUCCCUCCGAGAACGAACUUAGGUGAGAUUAUUGGUCAAACACAGUUCGAUCCGGCAGUGCUCGAGUCACGAUACUUCCCUAGAGAUCCUACCCCAAGCCCAUCGGACCCAAAGCCUCUUAGAAGGCCAGUUAUGCACGAGAAGGAUCGUAACCAGCCAAGCUUAAAAAUAUCCGAAGACGAUGAGGAGGAGGAGGAGAAGAAAGAGAGACGUCCAGCAAAGGCCAAGAAAACCGCAGCCACACGACCCCGAUCGAAAUCUACGACAGCCCUAGUCAGCACUCCAGCUCCAAAUCGACGCAUCAGUGCUGAGAAGGAAAACGAUACACCAUCUUCGACUCGAAGUGCAAAAGACAAAGCACGGGCAAAUAUCCAUGGGUUGUCAGCCGAUAUUGCUUUGUAUGAGAAAGAAAAGAAGCGCAAAGGUCCAAUCUGGGGUGGAGAGCGUGCUGCGAAUAACAUUGACAAACAAAAAUCGCUAAAGCGACGUAGUUCAAGUCCAGCCAACCUUGCGAGUGAAGGAGAAGAGUUCUCAGAAGAGGAGGACACCAGAACACCAAAGCGUCAACGAACUAGCAAGCCAGCUAAUACCUUACCCCCUAUUGGAAUUCGCCUUCUCGUGACUAGUUAUCAAGGAUGGAUAGGCAAUACCAACAAGGAGGAUGCAGACAGAAAAAAAUUGAGAGAGCUCGGUGUCCAUGUUGUCCAAGACCCCAGCAAUUGUACCCACCUAGCCGCACCCGCUAUCGUCAGAACCAAGAAAUUCCUUGCAGCACUUGCCAGCGGACCCACCAUUGUUCGAUCUGAAUUUAUCGACGCCUGUAUCAAAGACGGAAAAGUUCCUGAUGCGACAGCCUUCGUCCUGAAAGACACGACCAAUGAGAAGAGGUUCGGAUUGAAGCUGAAAGAUGCGGUUGCCAGAGCCAAGGCUAAUAAACGUUCAAUUCUUCGCCACGUUCCUAUUUACUGCACUGAAGAUAUCCCUAACAAGCCGGAAACAUACAAGGACAUCGUCCAGGCCAAUGGGGGUACAUUCACCUUAUUCAGAGGCAAGGCUUUUGCUAAGAAGGUCAAGCCGGAAGAGGACGAGGGCGGAAAUGAGCCUGUCUAUCUGCUCAGUGGUACGAAGGAGAAAGAGAAGGUGAUGUGGCCAAUAUUUCGGGAGGAAGCUAAAAAGGGGAACAUGGUGCCCAGAAUCGUCUCGACUGACUGGAUUCUGAACACUGCCAUCACCCAACAAUUGGAGUCGAGUGACGACUACCUGCUGGACGACGAGUGUUAA
Molecule: messenger RNA, 2565 nt
Organism: Lachnellula hyalina
Lineage: Eukaryota; Fungi; Ascomycota; Leotiomycetes; Helotiales; Lachnaceae
Gene: brc1
Product: BRCT-containing protein
Exons: 4
Coding region: 1-2565 (854 amino acids)
Biological process (GO): DNA double-strand break attachment to nuclear envelope; double-strand break repair
Cellular component (GO): nucleus; Cul8-RING ubiquitin ligase complex
Source: RefSeq, a predicted model, not a curated record